Bicyclus anynana (squinting bush brown) is the source of this 2733-nucleotide messenger RNA. RefSeq lists its product as uncharacterized. NCBI's taxonomy places the organism in Eukaryota, Metazoa, Arthropoda, Insecta, Lepidoptera, Nymphalidae. The coding region runs from base 203 to 2119 and encodes 638 amino acids. Gene Ontology annotation, biological process: dephosphorylation. Gene Ontology annotation, molecular function: phosphatase activity. The record is from RefSeq and is a predicted model, not a curated record. The transcript is spliced from 7 exons.
GUUCAGUUUUCUAUUGUCUAUGGAUUUUUAUUUGUUGAUCAAUAAUGUAAAAAGGAUGCCGUUUACUAAAAUCAAACUUUAAAAUACGUACAAAAUGAUUUAAAUCGAAUAAUGGGCAUUUUAAUAGGAUAGUCCUUGAAAUGUCUAUACAAAAUAUGCUUAAAGUUUCAAGUGAUUAAUGUGAGUCGUGAGUUAAGAAAUUAUGAAGUUUUCGUUUCAACAUCGAGCAUUUUACUGCUACCUCGGCAUGAGUGUAUGGAUUUGUUUUCUUAUUACUGUUGUAUAUAAGUACAUGUCAGUUGAGGAAGACACAGUGGCGUUGAAAGUGAUCCAACAUGAGUACAUCUCCAAAGCUGACUUGGAUUAUAGAAAGCUGUUUCUACGUAUAUGUAACCCACCAGAUAGCAUUGUCCGAGGAUCAGAAGCUGCAGUAGAUGCAGACACUUGGUUGCUGCAAGGGGUCAUUGUGGUAACAAGGCACGGUGACCGCGGACCCCUCACGCAUCUAAGAGGCGGCGACAAGCUACCUUGCGACACUGUUCCCGUGUCACCCCUGCUUAAAAGUUAUGAAGAAUUUGUGUUGAACGCGAGCGCAUCAGGGCGUGCAUGGUGGGUGACUGCUCCGGGGCCGUUUCACAACUUCCCGUCGCUGCCGCGCGCUGCAGCAACACACUGCGCUCUGGGACAGCUUACCCCCUCUGGGGUCCUGCAAAUGAUCACUGUGGGGAACAUUCUACGCGAAGCUUAUGGUGACAAGUUGGGCACGGAACAUAUGGAUCUAACUGGGAAACGGGAAAUGGGGGGUGUAGCAUACAGCACCCGGUACCGGCGCACGUUCCAGUCGCUGCAGGCGCUCGCGUGGGGCAGCACGCGCUCCGCCGCCGCCGCCAAGGAGGCGCACAGUGUGGCCUUCUGCUUCCGACACUGCGCCUGCCAGGCGCAACACGCGCUCGCCAGAAAAAUCAGUUUACACGCAAGACUCCGUUUAGAAUCUCAUCCGGCGUUUAAGGAAUUGAUAAAGAAGCUAUCCAAAGUAUUAUUCGAAUCUCAAGAGCACACCGAUGCUGACGUAGUCAGAGACGCGCUUCUAGCUUACAUGUGCCACGACGUUCCUUUACCCUGCACCCAAAAUCCUAAUAGAACCCAAAAAAAGCUUUCCCUAAACAAAGGGAAGAGGAAACUCCACUCCCAAUCUGUUCCUGGAAGGAGUUUAUUAGAUGCGGACAUUGACAAUUUGAACAUGGAAUUGGAUUAUAUCAACCAACUGGAUUUUAAUAACGAAAUAGGUCGAAAAGCCAGAGAUAUUAUAGGGAAAUAUGACAAAAAGCCUCCUUUAGAUUUUGACGCGCAAAUGGAGAGGGAAAAGCUUCUGUAUUACCAACAGAGGUACAUGGACAAUAUGGCGUAUGAUGACGUCGUUAUUGUAAAAAAGAAUCUAGACGCAGACUUCAACUUUCCAAACGAUGCCAGAAUGGACACAGACUUCGACGAAGACUAUAAAGAGCCAACUCCUGAGAACUCUGAAGAGUUUUGCAUAAAAAAAGAUCACAUUUUGACUCUGUUCCCAUAUUUAGAAUGGAGUUACGAGCAAGAGAUAAAUAAUGUCUACAAUAGAAGACGUGGAUUGCUAGUCGCUUACGGCUUAAUACAUAAUAUAGUUCAAAACAUGAUACGUAUCAUAUCAGAGAAUAAACCUAAAUUAGUCCUCUAUUCAGGGCACGAUAAAACUCUGCAAGCGUUAAUUUUAGCUCUAGGUCUAAACAGUUAUCACCAUUACAACAUACAGUAUGCUUCUAGAAUGAUCUUUGAGGUUUACAGGAAAAGGGAUUUGAGGGAUGAGUUUAAAUUCACAAAACGAAGGGCAGUUGCCCAGGAUUUCUAUUUCAGGGUCGUUUACAAUGGCGAAGAUGUCACAAAUAAACUCAGUUUUUGUAGAAAUAAGCAGAAUGUUGUAAUGAAAGUUUUAGAUCCCAUAGAUGAUAUGAAGACUUAUAAUACAUAUCUGUGUCCUAUAGAGAAUAUAGUUAGAUUUAUACAUGAUGAUUAUUUUGCGGGUUUUAAUGUUAGCAACUUUAAAGAUGCGUGCGCAACCAGUUAUGGCGGUGAGCCGAUGUUUUAGACCAGGGGUCGGCAACCUUUUGUAACGGAAGUUUUGCAGCUUGUAAAAUAUUCCAAUUUUUACAGAUCUUCAAAAAUUUACAAUGCUAUAUUAUAUUUAGUUUCCAAAUUAUUUACUUUUAUUAAAAAUAGUCACCUUAAAUUCGUAAUAAAAUAAUAUGUAUUCGUGUUAGCGUUGCAAAUGCUGUUACAUUUUUUUUUUAUUUAUAUCUGAAGAUAAAGUUUGAAAACGGAGAGUUACAGAAAAUUAGAUAUCCGAGCGAGUACCAUACGUUUUUGUUGAUUGGACUUUUGUUAAAAGAUUCGAUGAUAAAAUAAUUACAUUUUGUAGUACUUCAAAGCCGUUAUUUUGUACAGAAAGAGUUGUAGGUUGCUAACCCCUGAUUUUUUGACCCAAUAUUUUUUUAUUAAUUUGAUAUAAAUAUAAUACAGCUGUUGUAUGUUUAGUGUAGAAUAUUUUGAAACAUUUUUGAAGUUGUCUAUUUAUUUAUAAACCGCAUAAUCAUGCGUUGGCUAUCUAGCUAGGGUUUUGGAAUUUAGGUUUUCUAUGUGAAAUUUCUAUAUUACAAAUUAAUUUUUUAUACUCAGUUAUGCAAUAUGUCCAUGGGUUUCGGU